Erythranthe guttata (spotted monkey flower) is the source of this 1586-nucleotide messenger RNA. RefSeq names its product signal peptide peptidase. Gene Ontology annotation, biological process: membrane protein proteolysis. Gene Ontology annotation, cellular component: membrane; cytoplasmic side of endoplasmic reticulum membrane; lumenal side of endoplasmic reticulum membrane. Gene Ontology annotation, molecular function: aspartic endopeptidase activity, intramembrane cleaving. Lineage: Eukaryota; Viridiplantae; Streptophyta; Magnoliopsida; Lamiales; Phrymaceae. The record is from RefSeq and is a predicted model, not a curated record.
CUGCAGUUACUUCCUUCGUGGGCUACAAAAGAUUUCCUACAGUGUCUUAUCCUGCAGUUACUCAAACACCAAUGCUUUACGUGGUUGUACGUUUGACCAACAAAAGGAAAGUACACGUCACCGGUCAAAAUGUACAACGAAAUCAGAGGCGAUGUAAACAAGUUCAAAUGUCGCGGAAAUAAUAAUAAAUGCUCUUAACCCAGUUUUGAUUUUGUUAGCGUCUGUAAAAACCAAAACCCUCUCUCUCUCUCUCUCUGUGUGUGAAAAUUACACUCACUGAAGGUGAUACCGAUCUGCCUGUUAGCGUUCAGGGGAGCAAGACAUUGGAGCCGCAUUAGUCUUCUCUUUUUUUCGUUGAGAAAUCGAAGGACAGUUUAGAAUUUUAAUUAGAUACACGAUGAAGAACCACGAGCGCAUGGCUAAUCUUGCUCUAGCAGGCUUGGCCCUAGCCCCACUUGUUGUGAAGAUAGACCCAAAUUUAAACGUCAUUUUGACGGCUUCUCUAACAGUCUACGUGGGCUGCUAUCGUUCCGUUAAGGCAACUCCACCAUCCGAGACAAUGUCUAACGAACACGCAAUGCGGUUCCCAUUGGUCGGGAGUGCGAUGUUGUUAUCUCUGUUUUUGCUUUUCAAAUUUAUGUCAAAAGAUUUGGUUAAUGCUGUACUCACGUCCUAUUUUUUUGUCCUCGGGAUCGCCGCUCUAUCAGCAACAUUAUUACCGGCAAUCGCAAGAUUUCUCCCCAAACCGUGGAAUGAUAAUCUCAUUAUUUGGCGUUUCCCGUAUAUCCGGUCUUUGGAGGUUGAAUUUACAAAAUCGCAGAUAAUUGCGGCGAUUCCCGGAACCUUCUUUUGUGCAUGGUACGCUACAAAGAAGCACUGGCUAGCUAACAAUAUCUUGGGGCUUGCUUUCUGCAUUCAGGGAAUCGAAAUGCUUUCACUUGGCUCCUUCAAGACCGGUGCAAUUCUCUUGAGCGGGCUUUUUGUAUACGACAUAUUUUGGGUCUUUUUUACCCCUGUGAUGGUUAGCGUUGCUAAAUCUUUUGAUGCUCCUAUAAAGCUUUUAUUCCCUACAUCAGAUUCUGCACGCCCGUUUUCGAUGUUAGGACUUGGUGAUAUAGUGAUUCCCGGAAUAUUUGUAGCUUUGGCAUUAAGAUACGAUGUUUCGAGAGGGAAAGAGAGCGGAUAUUUUAGGAGCGCCUUUUUAGGUUACAUAGUCGGUUUGGUCCUCACCAUUUUUGUAAUGAACUGGUUUCAAGCUGCACAGCCUGCACUGCUGUAUAUCGUUCCGGCAGUUACUGGAUUUUUGGCUGCACAUUGCUUAUGGAAUGGGGAAGUUAAACACUUGUUGGAGUUUGACGAAUCUAAAACAACUAGCUCUGAAGAAACCGUCGCAGACUCGAGCAAGAAAGAAGAAUGAGAGACUGAUUGGUAGAUACCUUUUAUUUAUUUAUUUAAGAACAUGUGAAUUUUUUUAGUAGUCAAACUAACUUAUUCACCACAGAUAUUGUUGUACCAGAUUUUGUUAAUUAAUUAGAAAACAUAUUAUUAUGACUUGAUUGUUUUUUCUAUGUAAUUAAUUAGCAGUU